AAACUUCGUUUAAGUCAAAGUGUGUGCAAUACGGAUACAGUGUAGUGUUAACACCGAAAACAUACUUGAGUUUGCUAAUAAACACUAAACAAAUAAAGUUUGAGAAUACAACAAACAUAGGACUAUGUUGGGAUUUAAGUGUACAUUUUAAUUAAGAAUUUUCGAGAUGAAUUUCAAACUGUGCACCAUCGCUAUUCUAAUAGGCAUCUGUGUGUUCAUUUCAAAUGCCAAAGAGAAAAAAAAGAAAAGCGACGAUUCGGACGAUGGAAAGGUCUGUGACCUGAAAUUAUUUGAAACACAAAACACAUACGGAAAAUCAUCCGAAUCAGACUGCGAAGACUGUUUGAUAUACUGCACGAAGGGUAACAAGAAAUCAUGUAUUACAUUAUACUGUACAACACACGACAGUGGAUGGACUCCAACGCCUAAGCCAGUGACCACCUCAGUGACAACAGCUCCAACUGAUGAAGGAAAUCCUUCGGAACAGAAGAAGCCUAAGGACUGUCCAGCACUGGACUGUCCGCCAAAGGAUUGUACGACCCUACGCGAAAUCUCGGGUGUGAGUGUCGGGGCGGCCUUAGGGAUCCUCGUACUCGGGCUGUUCUUUGGAGCCGUGGCAACCGCCGCUCUCUGCGUCUGCUGUCCCUCCGUCCAUGCAAAGGCAUCAGCCGUAAGGACAGGCAAGAAGAAAACCUGCUCCGACGAAAAUCUGGAAGAUGAUGAAAUCUCGAAUGCUAACGAGCAGAAAUCCCGACCCCUUCCGUUGGCGCCGCUCCCUUCCCUACCUGCUGACAUCCGGGCAACAGCUACAACAGCGCAAAAUGCCAACAGUGGCCGACCAGCCUCCCAACACAUAUACAGCGAGUCGAUGGAUCUACCUGUCGGCAGCACAAACACGUAUAAUGCGUACGGCUACGAUCAUGCCAACACCAAUUCGUCACUUGCUCCAGUGACAUCACCGACAUACGGAUACAACAAGCUCACUAAUGACGUCAUACCGAGCACGAGUUCUUCGAAAAUCGUAGGUGGCGCCUACCAGACACUGAACGCCGACAGAAGCCAGAAUGCGGGAUACAACCAGAUACCCGCUGUAAAGGAUGACGGCGAUUUACGGAGCCAGGAGCACAACGAUCCCGGUGGAGCUCACCAGUAUUUUGUGCUGGAAAAGAAGGACGCUGAAAUGGACAGUACGGAAACUUGUCAUCGUGAUAAUGACACCAGUGUUCCACAUGAUUAUUUUGUGCUGGAGAAAAAAUGAUGCGCGAAUACUACAAUGAUUCAAUUUGUCAAAUCUUGCAACAAUUAUUUAAUUAUUCUUUUAAUAAAUGUUUUUCUUAUAGAAAUGCAGUGCGUGUUGAAUAAAUCUGUUGAAAUAAAAUCCUUAAGAAGUUCACAACAAUGUUUAUAAGGACGAUAGCGAUUAUUUUUUUUUAAAAUAGACAUACAGUGUAUAUACUAACGCAUAUUGUCUCUUUAUGUCAAAUUAUGUGCAAUAAAUUUCAGUUUUGUU
Molecule: messenger RNA, 1510 nt
Organism: Mya arenaria
Lineage: Eukaryota; Metazoa; Mollusca; Bivalvia; Myida; Myidae
Exons: 8
Coding region: 167-1258 (363 amino acids)
Source: RefSeq, a predicted model, not a curated record